AUGACGCGCGACAGGAGGCUGCUGCUGCUGCUGGGGUUGCUGAUGGCUUACGGCAUGCUCGCGGCCGAGUGCCGGCACCGUCAGCGCGAGGACGCGGCGGUGGCGACGACGACCACGAGGACGACGGAGGCACGACACCGGCAUCGACACAGGCACGAGUCGUCGAACCGAAACCACCAUCACGAUAGGAGGUCCUGGCAGAAUGUGGAUGAGUACGAGUACGAUGGCGAUUCCGAGGACCCGAUCGACGAGGACGAUUCAUACGAGACGCGGUUAUAUUACGAUCGUCCGCGAUUAUCCUCGCGUCAUCAAGCUGCACAGAGAAGUUAUCACGACCGGAUGUUCGAGCCGCGUUACCCGCCGAGGUACUACGGCGGCGGUUAUCAUACCGGGAACGGCUGGUACGACGAAGACGAUGGCAGGCGUAGGAUACCAUCACGGUAUAACACGAGGUAUCACCGAUAUCGAGGCUCCAGGACCCAUCGCAGGCCCGCGUAUCCGCGCGAUCGCGAGGUGUCCGAUCUGAACGAUGACUCGGAAGAAGAUUUCGAUUAUGACAGACCGCACAGGUACAUCGAGAAUGACGAGGCUGACAAGUGGCGCGAGUGGUGGCGGAACACGAGGCGACGCGCGUCCUUCCGGAGAGACUGGAGGAACAAAAUGAACGCUGGCUAUCGCGGCGCGAGAAGGCAUCGCCUGGGAGAUCGCGACGAGAUGCCGAGAUGGAUGGAUGAUUGGAGACGCAAGGGUGGAUCGAACUCGUCGGAGUCGCAGCGUCGCUUCUCGAAGGACGAGCCGGCUAAGAAGUCGGAGGAGGACGAGGAUUACGAGGAUCACGGCGGGCUCGAAGAAGGCGACAAGGACGAGGACGAGGACGAGAUCUGGAAGGACAUCGAUGACGAGGAGAACGAGGAGAAGGAGAAGGAGGAGGAGGAGGAGGAGGAGGAGGAGCUCGACAACGAUUUUUACAAGAGCGAGACAAAGCCGCCUCUAAAGACCUACGAGGACAUCAUCAGGAGGCUUACGUCUGACGAUCCGACCACUCCGAGGACCACCAUCAAGAGGGAUUACCGGAACACCGAGACGAGCAGACACAUAAAACGCGAUGGUUACAGAAAUCCCAAGUUUCUCGAGCCGAGAAAUGUAUCCAGACCGGUGGAUCCCUUUGCUACCACGUCCAAUUAUUUCGCUCCGAGCAGGCGAACCGUGGAGAGCUCGGCCGUCAAAUCCGCCGGACAUAAGCCCCCGAAGAACGCGAUUGGCGCGACGGUCAAGAACAACGAUCGACAGGAGGGAAAGAUCGUGGCGAAGAUCAACGAUACGCAAGCCAAAACCAAAAGUCUCGAGCAGGAUUACGACGAGUACCUGAACGCUCCGGAUAACGAGAAGGAGGAGGACCUCGCCAAAGCUGGAGUCGACGACGAUUCGGGCAUGCAGGCGGAUGUCACUAACACGGAUUAUCCCGACGAUGACAACGGCGAUGAGGAUGAGACUCCAGCCGACAUCUUCACCACGACGACCACGACCACGACCACGACGACCACGACGACAACCACGACGCCGAAGCCGUCGCUGAACCAACAUUACGAUUACAAGGACCUAAGGGCUUACGACAGCGGCACAGCGGCUCAGUAUAACGGAUACCAAGCGAAAAACGAUUAUCCGCCGAUGUCCGCUCAUAGCGUGCACAAGUGGCAGUCGCUCGGCACUCGCGAGGGCGUCAAAGAGACCAGAAGCAACAUGCAGCAGUACAACAAAAAUGGAAAGAGUGCUGAAAUCAGAGAGGCUCUCCAGCAUGCGAUUAAAGUCAACAAGGAAGGCAGCUGUCAAUGGCCACGUGCGAGAGUCGUCCCGGUACGCGACGUUUAUCCGAGCCCAUCGACCACCUAUAUUCCACAUUGCGCCAUACUGCACAGGUGCUCAGACGACACCGGAUGUUGCAGAUCGGAAGCACUCACCUGCGUGCCAAAGCACUCUCACCGCGUAGAACUCUCCUUCUAUACCACGAACGUGGGCGGUACCACCGUAGUGGAGAAGCUAUCGUUCUACAAUCACACGGAAUGCGAAUGCAGGGAGAGGUCCGAAUACGAGACGAAUCCGAACGAGAAGCUGCCGGACCAGAGACUCUAUCGGCACUAUCAGUCCUCGUCGCCCCCGCAGAACAUGAAGAAACCGCCCCUGAGAAAAUCCUGUCGAUGUCCGUCGUAUUUCAUGCCGAGGAUGACGCUGAACGGCGUCUGCCAGUGCAACUGCCACGAGAACAACGAGGACUGUAUAAAAACCAGACGCGGAAAAGUGUACUUCUCCCUCGCGGAUAGGAUGUGUAUCCAGAACAACGAAUGCGCUGCGCCCAACUGCGAGUUUGGCGAGUACAUAAAGUGGCAAGGCAGGUGUCCGCGCAAGAGGGAUACCUUCGACGCGAUAGCGGAUUACCGGACAAAUCACCGUUUUAGAAGCUAGAGGAAACGCAAUGGACAGACCGGGAAUAACGAUCGCGCGUGUAAUGCGAUCUUCGUGCCAAUGAAGACGGGGGGGGGGACAGUGCGGCGAAAAGCGCGCGCGCAACCGAUAUGGUGCCAUUUUCUUUUCGUUCAAGUGCCUUCCGUGAGAGAGAGACUUAUUACAUAAUGUAUAAUGUAUAUUCCCCAUCCUUCGCGUUAUUUUUAUGUACAGAUGUAUGUUGCACUAUACUUUAGGCCGCACGCGCGUAUCGUCGUCGCUUCAUUCUUUUCUUUUGUGCGAGCAAUGAGGAUACGAAGUGAUAACGAUCAUCGAAACCGGCAAUCGGCGCGAGGACAGAGUAAACUAGUAGUUUUGAUGAUUAAAUAAUGAUGAGGGAAUAAUUUCGUAGCGUCUACGUUGCGUUGCGGUAAUUCACCGAUGAUGAAUAAUUUAAUUUGUUAAAGUAAGUUGCAGGACUCCUCGAAAUAGAGAAAACGCAGCGUUCUACAUAAUUUUCAUUACUCGAUAACUGUUUCAAAAACGACGAACUAUUUUCGGAGGGAAAUAAUUAACGAGGGCGGCAGAAAUCCUGUUGGCGGAAAAAGUUGAGAGGAACUCCUACACGGCGAGCCGCCGAAAUCAUGCAGAUCUGAGACGAGAUCUGAAUACGGCACGCCUUUUCAAGUUAAUGGUAAUUUUAUGCGUUAAGCGAUGCCUCGAUUAUCAUAGUUUACGCUGAGAAGACCUCGGACGCGAACCUAGUCUGAGAUCCUGUUUCCUUUCUGCGUGAGAGGAAUCUCAUUCGUUGAAUCUAUUAUCUUUAAUCGCGAGGGUGAUUAAAAUUUUUAUUAAGCGCACUCUGGAUUUUCGCUCUUUUAAUACACAUACAUAGUUUGGCAUUUGAAGAUGUAUUUACUGAACUAAUGAUAAUUCCGUUUUUUUGUUUUUCUUUAAGUAAGAAAGGUACGAAUAUUGGCACGAGAGCGAUCGCGCAGAAUCGAAACAGAUCAUUAAUGUAUCCACAUUUUGUAUGUUAUUAUACGAUAGAAUACCUUUAUUGUAUUUAAUCGAGCAUUAAUAUACGCCACGUUCGUUAACUUAAUAUUUAAUCUGCGGACACACACACACACACACAUAUAAUACAGCUUUCUUCUCGCACCGCUACACGCGAGUGAUGUAACGCGAGGAAAGGCCUUCGACGUUUGCGAACGGCGUAGCUGCGUGUUUGUAACUUUGUAUUUUCUAUGUUAUUAAUAAAACAGCAAAAAGCACAAAGAACUUGGAGGUAGAUCAAUUGUGUGCGUUAAGUUGUAAAUGCAUGCUUGAAGAUACGCGAUUGUCUGCGAAAGACUCACAACCGUUGUAUUGUUAAAAUACCGCCGCUUCUAUUCCACGUGAUUAUCUAUAAUAACCGCUAUAAUAAUCUGACAGAGAUUAUGAAAUAUAUUAAUUAUAUAAUUCUAUUCCUCAUUUUUUUCAUUUCCAACUUUACACGAAAAGAUAUUAUUUUUUUCGUUUCUUUUCCAAUUUAAUUCCUCAUGAUUUACACAUGCGUGAUUGUGUACGAAUCGAAUCUAUUUUAGACUAAAGUCCUCCGUAUCUCGCGAGAAGGAGAAAAACGUGCAUUCGGGGACGAGGGCAUAACGAGUGUUUCUUAUUUCUCGAACGAAGAACGACUUGGAUUUUUGUGAUUCGAGAAACUAUUUGAAUCGCUGAAGAGAAUACGAUAAAUGUGUGUAUAUUUGUCCGUCUCGAUGGGCUUAUCGUUUGUCAGCGCAAAAUCAAGAUCGAGAUGACAGGAGUGUCUUGAGCAUUUCUUUUUUUUAUGCUUUUAUACGCUUUAUGUAUACAUAUUCAUAAAUAUAUAGGUACAUAUAUGCACAGCGAACAAUUUGACUAUCACAAGGUCGAGGUGCAGUACUGUUCUCGGCCGCUCGAGCGAGUGAAUUCCUCCCUUCCGUAGCUCGAGCUGUUAUCCGCUCGAGUUCAUUAAUGAUGUCUAGUGGUUUAAGAAUAUUUUUUUUAUCAAUAUUCGAUAUUAUGUAAUAUAUGAUAUUACUUAUAUAAUAUAUUUAACUAAUUAUAUUAUUAUUUAUUUAAAAAAUAGUCGUGGUACACACCUCAAUUUGUUUUUAACGAAUACGUGACAUCGAAAUCGUUUAAUCAAUACAUAUACAUAUACAUAUGAAACAGAAAAUAUGAUUCUUGAACAUUACAGAGAAAUUUGUCCGCCGAAUACAUGCGCACUGGACAGCAUUAAUGUAUAUCCCAUCGUGCGGUGCACCUUUGCUUAUGCAACGAGAUCAGAACAAGCUCAUCAUCAUCGAGCAUAUGUCGUAGAUAGCUGGUGGAAAUCUGUUAUAAUACAGACUCCGAAUUCAUUCAUGUAUAUACAUGCGAUCCAUAUUUUCAUCUCGUUUCUCGGUUAAUCAACAUGGCGAAUUCAAGUGUUAGAUAAAUGAAAAUCAAGAUAGUGCGGAUAAAAUGUAUUCACCGAAUACAUACGAUUAUAGAACGAGCGAUUGUAAGGUGACGCAUAGAUCACGUAAACGUAGGUAGCGACAGUAGCAGGCUGAAAUUAAAACAACUCAAGUUGUACAAGGAAACUCAUUACUAUCGUUUUAAUAAAACGAGAAGUUCUCUAUA
Molecule: messenger RNA, 5088 nt
Organism: Ooceraea biroi (clonal raider ant)
Lineage: Eukaryota; Metazoa; Arthropoda; Insecta; Hymenoptera; Formicidae
Biological process (GO): hemocyte migration
Cellular component (GO): membrane
Molecular function (GO): growth factor activity
Source: RefSeq, a predicted model, not a curated record